CGAUUUUCCAGCCUCCAUCCCGAGCUUUCCCAGCGGGAGGAGGAUGCGGGAAGCCGGGAUAACGGCGGGGGCGCAUCCCGCUAUUCCCGGCUUAUUCCCGCUUUAUCUUUUUGGGUUUUUUCCCGGAUUUUUCCCGGAUUUUUUCCCGGGUUUUGCGGAUCCCGGCGGGAAGGAGGAGCAGGGGAGGCAUCGCGACAUCUCUGGGGCUGAGCUGGGAGAGCUGGGAAAGCGCCUGGAAAAGCAGCCGGGAAUCCGCCGGGAAUCCGCCGGGAAAGGACCGGGAAUUGACCGGGAAUAAUCCGGGAAUUGACCGGGAAUUGACCGGGGAAAACCCGGGAAUCGGCGGGGAAGGAACCGGGAAUUGGCCGGGAAGGAAUUCCGGGAAUCAGCCGGGAAAAAAAAAAAAAACGGGAAGGAUUUUCAGGAAUCAGCCGUGACUCGGCCGGGAAUUGUGCGGGAAGGAAUUUCGGGAAUCAGCCGGGAAGGAAUUUCGGGAAUCGGCCGGGAAUCGGCGGGGAAGGAACCGGGAAAGGAUUUUGGGAAUCGGCCGGGACAGAGCCGGGAUUUGACCAGGAAAGAGCCGGGAUUUGACCAGGAAAGAGCCGGGAUUUGACCGGGAAUUGUCCGGGAAGGAAUUUCGGGAAUCAGCCGGGAAAUCGGCCGGGAAAGAGCCGGGAUUUGACCGGGAAGGAAUUUCGGGAAAGGGCCGGGAUUUGACAGGGAAUCGGCCGGGAUUUGACCGGGAAGGAGCCGGGAUUCAGCCGGGAAUUUGACGGGGAUUGGACCGGGAAUUGUCCGGGAAGGAAUUUCGGCAUCCAGCCGCGCAUCCCGGCGUUCCCAAUCCCCGCUGCCGGAAUUUUCCCGGGAAUCGCGGCGGCCGCAGAGCCGGGCGGGCGAUGCCGCCGGCGCCGCCGCUGCGCUGAGCAUCCCUCUUUUCCCCCGCGGAAAACCGGGAAUUCCGCGCCGGGAUGCCGCGGAACCGCGCCUUCUCCGAGCCGGAAUUCUCGGCCGAGUACUCCGCCGACUAUUCCCUGAGCUUCCCGUCCGAUCCCGACGGGAAUCUCCGCCGCUCCCGGGACUCGCCGGCCGCGCCGGGCUGGGGGCCGUGCCCGUGCCUGCCGCAUUCCCGGCGCUUCUCCUUCUCGCCGGAAUCCCUGGAAAACCUCUACCAGGCUUAUUUCCGCCGGCAGCGCCACGAGACCCUGCUGGUGCUGGUGGUCUUCUCCGCCCUCUUCGACUGCUACAUCCUGGGAAUGUGCGCGGCGUUCUCCCGCACGGAAAAGCUCUUCCCGGCGCUGGCGGCGCUGGCCGGGCUGCUGGCGCACGGCGGCAUCUUCCUGCUCCUCAGGUCCCGGCUGCUCCCGGAGGAUUUUUCCCAGAGGUUCCUGCCCGGCGGGCUGUGGGCGCUGGCGGUGGCGCAGCUCUGGGGCUUGCUGGGCUGGGAGCUGCGGAGGAGCUUUCCCGAGGCGGCGGACGCGGCGGGCUGGCAGGCGAUCCUCGCCUUCUCCUGCUUCCUGACGCUGCCGCUGCGCCUGGCGCGGAUCCUGCUGCUGGCGGCCGCCUCCUGCGGCGGGCACGCGCUGCUCCUGGGAAUCCUGCAGUUCCAGAGGGGCCCGGAGAGCGCCGAGCCCGGCCAGCUGGCCAGGCAGCUGCUGUCCAACGUGGCGCUGUACGGCUGCGCGGUGGCGGUGGGCGCCAUGUCGUACGUGAUGGCCGACCGGAAGCACCGGAAGGCGUUCCUGGAGGCGCGGCAAUCCCUGGAGGUCAAACUCAACCUGGAGGAGCAGAGCCAGCAGCAGGAGCGGCUGAUGCUGUCCAUCCUGCCCAAGCACGUGGCCGACGAGAUGCUGAAGGACAUGAAGAAGGACCCGAGCCAGAAGGAGCUGCAGCAGUUCAACACCAUGUACAUGUACCGCCACGAGAACGUCAGCAUCCUGUUUGCGGACAUCGUGGGCUUCACGCAGCUCUCGUCGUCCUGCAGCGCCCAGGAGCUCGUCAAGCUCCUCAACGAGCUCUUCGCCCGCUUCGACAAGCUGGCCGCCAAGCAUCACCAGCUGCGGAUCAAGAUCCUGGGGGAUUGCUACUACUGCAUCUGCGGGCUGCCGGAAUUCCGGGAGGACCACGCCGUCUGCUCCAUCCGGAUGGGGCUGGCCAUGGUGGAGGCCAUCGCCUCGGUGCGGGAGCGGACGCGCACGGCCGUGGACAUGCGCGUGGGCGUGCACAGCGGCGCCGUGCUGGGCGGCGUGCUGGGCCAGAAGCGCUGGCAGUACGACGUCUGGUCCACCGACGUCACCGUGGCCAACAAGAUGGAGGCGGGCGGCAUCCCCGGGCGCGUGCACAUCUCGCAGAGCACCGUGGACUGCCUGAAGGGCGAGUUCGAGGUGGAGCCGGGCGAGGGCGGCUCGCGCUGCGACUACCUGAGGGACAAGGGCAUCGUCACCUACCUGGUGGUGGUGCCCAAGCAGGGACUGCGGCACGGCGUCAACGGCGUGAAGCUGUCCCUGACCUCGUCGCACGCCGUGUCCCCGGCCGCCGUCACCACCAACGGCAGCCUGAGCCCGGAGCCGCCCGAGGACGCCGAGCGCGGCCGCAGCAGCUCCGCCGAGCUCGACGACGACGACGACUCCGAGCCGCCCGAGGACGCCGAGCGCGGCCGCAGCAGCUCCGCCGAGCUCGACGACGACGACGACUCCGAGGCGCCCAACCCGUCGUUCCCGAACCCGCGGCGGCGGCUGCGGCUGCGGGACCUGGCGGAGCGCGUGGCGGGCGCGGCGCAGAACGAGCAGGAGCUGCACCGGCUGCUCAACGAGGCGCUGCUGGAGCGCGAGUCCAUCCAGGCGCUGAAGGGCAAGAGCACCUUCCGCCUGUCGCUGCGCUUCACCGACCCCGAGAUGGAGACGCGCUACUCGGUGGAGAAGGAGAAGCAGAGCGGCGCCGCCUUCAGCUGCUCCUGCGUCGUCCUCCUCUUCACCGCGCUGGUGGAGGCCGCCAUCGACCCCUGGCUGGUGACCAACUACGUGACGUUCGUGGUGGGCGAGGUGCUGCUGCUCGGGCUCACGCUCUGCUCCUUGGCCGCCGUCUUCCCCCGGGCUUUCCCCAAAAAGCUGGUGGCCUUCUCCACCUGGAUCGACCGCACGCGCUGGGCGCGCAACAGCUGGGCCAUGGCGGCCAUCGCCAUCGUCACCGCGGCCGACAUCGUGGACAUGCUCGCCUGCCGUCGCGACCGCUGGGUGGUGACCAACGGGACCUCGGGGCCACCCCGCGGCGGCGGCGGCUGCGCCGACCACCCCAAGUACUACAGCUACAUCGCCCUGCUGGCCCUGGUGGCCACCGUGAUGCUGGUGCAGGUCAGCCACAUGGUCAAGCUGACCCUCAUGGUGCUCAUCACCGCCGCCGCCGGCGCCGUCAACUUCUCCGCCUGGGAGCCCAUCUUCGACCAGUACGACCGGCGGCGCGGCCAGCACAGCUCGUCCGUGCUGGUUCCCUCCAAGUAUUCCAUGACCGCCAUGAUCUUCGUGGUGAUGCUCAGCUUCUACUACUUCUCGCGGCACGUGGAGAAGCUGGCCCGGACGCUGUUCCUGUGGAAGAUCGACGUCCACGACCAGAAGGAGCGCGUCUCCGAGAUGCGCCGCUGGAACGAGGCCCUGGUGGCCAACAUGCUGCCCGAGCACGUGGCCCGGCACUUCCUGGGCUCCAAAAAGCGGGAUGAGGAGCUGUACAGCCAGUCCUACGAGGAGAUCGGGGUGAUGUUCGCCUCGCUGCCCAACUUCGCCGACUUCUACACGGAGGAGAGCAUCAACAACGGCGGCAUCGAGUGCCUGCGCUUCCUCAACGAGAUCAUCUCCGACUUCGACGCGCUGCUGGACGAGCCCCAGUUCCGCUGCAUCACCAAGAUCAAGACCAUCGGCAGCACCUACAUGGCCGCCUCCGGAGUGACGCCCGACGCCGGCGCCAACGGAUUCGGAGCCAAGAAGGACCCGCGCCCGGAGAAGGAGCGCUGGCAGCACCUGGCCGACCUGGCUGACUUCGCGCUGGCCAUGAAGGUGACGCUGAUGAACAUCAACUACCAGUCCUUCAACAACUUCAUGCUGCGCAUAGGGAUGAACAAGGGGGCGGUGCUGGCCGGGGUCAUCGGGGCGCGCAAGCCCCACUACGACAUCUGGGGCAACACGGUCAACGUGGCCAGCAGGAUGGAGUCCACCGGAGUCAUGGGCAACAUCCAGGUGGUGGAGGAGACGCAGCAGAUCCUGAAGGAAUACGGGUUCCGCUUCGUCCGCCGCGGCGCCGUCUACGUCAAGGGCAAAGGGGAGCUCCUGACGUUUUUCCUGAAGGGCCGGGAAAAACCGGGAUCCUUCCCCGGAUCCGCCGCCGUCCCCCUGCCCCACCAGGUGAUGGAGAAUUCCUGAGGAUUCUUCGGGAAUCCGCGCCGGGAUCCGGAACCCGACCCCCUCGGCACGGCCCCUUCCCGGAGGUUUUUUGGGGUUUUUUUGGGGUGGGGGUUUUUAUUCCGUGUGGAAAAGAGGGAAAGGCGGAGCCGGGUUUUUCCCGGGGUUUUCCCGCCGCGGGAAUUCCGGACUCGGAGCGGUGGCGGCAAUUCCAGGAGAUCCAAACUCAGGGAUGGUUGGGAAGACUCCGCGUCCCUUCCGCAUGCCGGGAGCGGGAGCAAAUCCGGGAUUUUUCUGAAAAUUCCUCCCGAAUUCGAGAGCUCGGGUCCGGCUUGGAUUUGGGGAAGGACGGGAGUUGUGUAUUCCAGAUCCAUAAAUUUUAUCGGAGAA
Passer montanus (Eurasian tree sparrow) is the source of this 4775-nucleotide messenger RNA. It is a transcript of the gene ADCY3, whose product is annotated as adenylate cyclase 3. The record is from RefSeq and is a predicted model, not a curated record. Bases 969 to 4406 code for a protein of 1145 amino acids. Gene Ontology annotation, molecular function: adenylate cyclase activity. Gene Ontology annotation, cellular component: plasma membrane. The transcript has 21 exons. Lineage: Eukaryota; Metazoa; Chordata; Aves; Passeriformes; Passeridae. Gene Ontology annotation, biological process: intracellular signal transduction; adenylate cyclase-activating G protein-coupled receptor signaling pathway; cAMP biosynthetic process.